CUUUUUUUUCCUCCUUAACCAACAUGUCGAAAACAGAUAAAAAAAACAAAGACCCUAUUUUGUCACUUCUUUCUGGUACAUUUGCAGGUGCAAUUGAAGGUGUGGCUACAUAUCCCACAGAAUAUGUUAAGACGCGGUUACAACUUCAAGCAGGCGGAAAGCUUCAACCAGGCGAACUCAAGUUUGCAGGUCCUAUUGACUGUCUAGUAAAGACCGUUAGGACACAUGGUGUUAGUACUAUCUAUACCGGUGUUUCUGCCUUGGCUAUUGGUAACGCAGCUAAAGCAGGUGUGCGUUUCCUUACUUAUGACCAGAUCGCAAACGCCUUGCGCGAUCAAGACGGUAAACUUUCUGGACUUCGAAGCGUCUUGGCAGGCUUAGGCGCAGGUAUGACAGAGGCCGCAUUGGUUGUUACGCCUUCAGAAACGAUCAAGACAAAAUUGAUCCAUGAUCGAAACAGUGCAGCACCGAAAUAUAAAGGUUUAGUACAUGGUACAAAAUCUAUUAUAGCCCAAGAAGGUUUAGGAGGUAUCUAUCGUGGCGUGGGUCCUGUGAUGGCUCGACAAGGUGCUAAUAGUGCUGUUCGUUUUACGUCUUACUCUUAUUUUAAAUCGGGUUUACAAUCAUGGCGGGGAAAGGCAAAUGAACCAUUACCCUCUACAUACACUUUUGCAGCUGGAGCAAUGGCUGGUAUUGUCACUGUCUAUUCCACUAUGCCUUUAGAUGUUGUCAAGACAAGAAUGCAAGGCUUGGAUGCUAAAAUGUAUAAAAACUCAGUGGAUUGCUUGAUUCAGGUAGUGAAGCAAAACGGUAUAUUUUCUUUAUGGAAAGGAACAACACCGAGAUUAACUCGAUUAAUUUUUUCUGGUGGCAUUGUUUUCACAGUGUAUGAAAAAGUGUAUCAUACAUUAGAAUUAGUUAAAAAAUAAAAUAAGUUUUGUAAAUCCUUUUGUUAGAGGGGU
Molecule: messenger RNA, 962 nt
Organism: Gilbertella persicaria
Lineage: Eukaryota; Fungi; Mucoromycota; Mucoromycetes; Mucorales; Choanephoraceae
Product: mitochondrial carrier domain-containing protein
Exons: 2
Coding region: 24-929 (301 amino acids)
Biological process (GO): mitochondrial citrate transmembrane transport
Source: RefSeq, a predicted model, not a curated record